AUGGCGUUUAAAGCAAAAGCCCAGUCCUUAGGAGUUAAUUAUAUUAAAUCAGAGAUAAUAGGGUUUAAUAUUAAAAAUACGGGACAAACGGACAGCAAUGGAAAUGAUGUGCAAACUUGUAAUGAAGUAAUUAUUAGAGAAUCAGACGGAACAGAGAAAUGUGUCACAUUUGGCACCGGUAUUGUGUGUUGUGGCGCUUAUUCUGGUCUAAUAGCAAGAUAUUUGGGAUACGGAUCACACAAAUCUGGAGUCAGAUCUGUUGCACUGCCAAUUGAACCCCGAUAUGUUUAUGUGAUUCACUGCAACGACGGCCCCAACUCUGAGAGUCCUCUUAUGUUUGACACUUCGGGAGUGUAUAUCCGUCCCGAAGGAAAGGGAGGCAACUAUUUGUGCAGUCGGUGUCCGGAAGAGAGUGAAGAGCCAAAUGUGGACUCUCUAGAAGUGGACGAAUCAUUCUUCGAGUGCAAAUCAUCGGUAGAGAUCCUUAUUAUGACAAUAUCUAUUGGGGCGCAGGGUUUAGUGGUCACGGCAUUCAAAUGGCACCGGCAGUCGGACAGGCAAUCAUGGAAUUGA
Messenger RNA from Oppiella nova, 573 nucleotides. NCBI's taxonomy places the organism in Eukaryota, Metazoa, Arthropoda, Arachnida, Sarcoptiformes, Oppiidae. The record is from the annotation of a GenBank genome assembly.